Molecule: messenger RNA, 786 nt
Organism: Colletotrichum truncatum
Lineage: Eukaryota; Fungi; Ascomycota; Sordariomycetes; Glomerellales; Glomerellaceae
Product: NADH-ubiquinone oxidoreductase 24 kDa subunit, mitochondrial
Molecular function (GO): oxidoreductase activity
Source: RefSeq, a predicted model, not a curated record
AUGGCCUCCAGACUCACACCUCUUCUCUUCAGGUCAGCCCUCCGCUCGACGUGUCGAGCGGCGCGGCCCCAGAUUCGCGCCCUUUCUGUCACAGCUGUUCGCCCCAGCGACACACUCCAAGUGCACCGCGACUCCCCCGAGAACAACACCAACAUCCCCUUCAAGUUCAACAAGGAGAAUGAGGCCGUCAUCGCCGAGAUCCUUAAGCGCUACCCGCCUCAGUACAAGAAGGCUGCUGUCAUGCCCAUUCUUGAUCUCGGCCAACGCCAGCACGGCUUUACCAGCAUUAGCGUCAUGAACGAGGUCGCCCGUCUCCUCGAGAUGCCUCCUUCCCGUGUCUACGAGGUCGCCUCUUUCUACACCAUGUACAACCGCACGCCUGUUGGCAAGUACUUCAUUCAGGCCUGCACAACUACCCCCUGCCAGCUCGGCGGUGUUGGCUCCGACGUCAUCGUUAAGGCCAUCAUCGACCACUUGGGCAUUAAGCAAGGCGAGACGACCAAGGACGGCCUUUUCACCCUUCUCGAGGUUGAGUGCCUUGGCGCCUGUGUGAACGCACCCAUGAUCCAGAUCAACGACGAUUACUACGAGGACCUUACUCCCGAGACCACCGUCCAGCUCCUCGAUGCCCUCAAGGCUACCGCCAGCGCCACUGGCGGCGUCUCUGCCGCCAAGGUCCCCAAGCCCGGCCCGCUUAGCGGCCGUGAUACCUGCGAGAACAGCAAGGGCCUGACGAACCUCACUGCUGAGCCGUGGGGCCCCGAGACGACGCGGAGCGAUUUGUAA